AUGUCCUUCAAUGUGGCAAAGAUCACCUACGACAAGCUGCUGGAGCAGACUGGAAACAUUAUUCCACCGAUGAUCCUCGUCGGCAACAAGUCUGAUCUGCAGGAGGACCGAGUUGUCUCCGUGGAAGAGGGCAAAGAGCUGGCCAAGUACAUGAAGUGUCCCUAUGUGGAAAUGAGUGCCAAGCACAUCUCUGAAGUGGACAACCUGUUUGAAUAUCUGCUGGAGUUGAUUGCACUGGAUAACCCCCACUUGAAUCCUCAGCACCCAACUGAGGGUGCCGAUGGAGGAGACGACAAAAACAAAAAGUGCACCAUCUCUUAA
Rhagoletis zephyria (snowberry fruit fly) is the source of this 321-nucleotide messenger RNA. The record is from RefSeq and is a predicted model, not a curated record. Lineage: Eukaryota; Metazoa; Arthropoda; Insecta; Diptera; Tephritidae.